UGAUAAAAGGAUCACAGGCCGAUGAGCACACAGUAAUGUCUCAGUCCUCACCACCGUUUUGUUAGGCUAUGCCCAUCAUUGUGCCCACUUUGUUAGAAAACUUGGCCGAAGUCGCACAGGGUCCACUGUCACUCCAGGCCUGCGACCUUAAUCACAGUGCGGUUCCGAGGCCGCGGGGGCAGGGGAUCUUGUUUGGGUCAGCUUGUUGCCAGUACGUAGGAUGAAUAAAGAGACAUGAUUGCGUCACCGCAGGAAUGUCUACGCUAGCCCGCCCCGGCGUCACCGGCAGGGCUCACCUGUCAGUCUCCACGGUUGGAGCGGAUCCGCUACUUCCGGUUCUGGCUCCACCCCUUCGAAGGCCGCCGUCUGUUUCGCUCUCAAGAAUUUUGUCCCCAACGCCUAGCCGUCCCUGCCCUCGCCGCUGCCAUGGCGGCAGCUCCGCCGCUCUCCAAGGCCGAGUACCUGAAGCGUUACUUAUCCGGGCCAGAUGCCGGCGUCGAUGGGGCCUCCAACUCCGGGCGCAAACGGCGCAAAAAGCGGCCGAAGCCCAGCGGGGCCGGCGGUAAGGGAAUGCGGAUUGUGGAUGAUGAUGUGAGCUGGACAGCUAUCUCUACCGCUAAACCAGAAAAGGAGGAAGAAGAUGAUGGAGAUUUGCCUGUGGUGGCUGAGUUUGUGGAUGAACGGCCAGAAGAGGUCAAACAGAUGGAGGCCUUUCGCUCCAGUGCCAAAUGGAAGCUCCUAGGAGGUCACGAUGAAGACCUACCUUCACAAGGGCAUUUCCGUCACGACACCCCGGAUCCUUCUCCUCCCAGACGGCUCCGUCAUGACACUCCGGAUUCUUCUCCUCCCAGGAGAAUCCAUGACGACACCUUGGAUCCAUCUUCUCCCAGGAGGGUCCGUCAUGACACCCCGGAUCCUUCCCCUCCCAGGAGGGUCCGUCACGACACCCCGGAUCCUUCCCCUCCCAGGAGGGUCCGUCAUGACACCCCGGAUCCUUCUCCUCCCAGGAGGGUCCGUCACGACACCCCGGAUCCUUCUCCCAGGAGGGUCCGUCACGACACCCCGGAUCCUUCUCCCCCCAGGAGGGUCCGUCACGACACCCCGGAUCCUUCCCCUCCCAGGAGGGUCCGUCACGACACCCCGGAUCCUUCUCCCCCCAGGAGGGUCCGUCACGACACCCCGGAUCCUUCUCCCCCUAGGAGGGUCCGUCACGACACCCCGGAUCCUUCUCCUCCCAGGAGGGUCCGUCACGACACCCCGGAUCCUUCUCCUCCCGGGAAGCCUCAUCACAGUUCUUCAGCUGUGUUUCCUAGGAGAACCCGUCAUGAUUCACCAGAUCCGUCUCCUGCUAGGAGGACGUCUCAUAAUUCCUCAGAUAUUUCUUCCUCCAGAAGGGCCCACGACAGCUCCCCUGACGCUUCCCAACCUAGGAAAAUUCCCGGGACCUCUGACACAGGGCAGCUCAGGGGGGCCCGACACAGUUCCCCCAAUUCGGCACCUGAUGUCACUCACUCAGUGUCCAAAACCAAAAGUAAGAAAGCCCCAGAAAGAGCAUCUAGCAAGACUUCUCCACCUUGGAAUGAGCCACAGACCUCUCAUUCAUUACUCCCGAAGAAGAGCAAGUAUGAGUGUGACUCGGAUCUCUCUCCGCCACGAAAAAGACAGGCAAAAUCCCAUUUUGGAGAUAAGAAGCAGCUUGAGUCUAAAGGUGACCGCCGGAAAGCCUCUGAUUCCGAUCUUUCUCCUCCACGGCGUAAAAAUCCGAGGCCUCAGGAUUCUGAUUCAGAUCUGUCUCCUCCACGGAAUAGACCUCAGCACCGAAGCUCUGAUUCUGACCUCUCUCCACCAAGGAGGAAACGGGGGACCAGGUCUCCUGAUUCGGAUCUGUCUCCACCCAGGAGAAGUCAGCCUCCCGGAAAGCGGGCUGCACACAUGUAUUCUGGAGCUAAAACUGGGUUGGUGUUAACUAAUGUAGAGCAAGAACAGCAGGAGCUCAAGAAGCAGGACCAAGAAACCCUGGCAUUUGAAGCUCAAUUCCAGUUUGCUGAAACCGUAUUUCGAGAUAAAUUUGGUCGUAAGAGGAAUUUGAAACUGGAGCGUUUGGAGGAGAGGAGAAAAGCGGAGAAGGACAUGGAGAGAAAUGAGCAGUACGCGCGAUGGGGAAAAGGGCUUGCCCAGGACCGGCAACAGCAACAGAAUGUGGAGGAUGCAAUCAAGGAGAUGCAGAAGCCUCUGGCCCGCUAUAUUGACGAUGAAGAUCUGGAUCGGAUGCUGAGAGAACAAGAAAGAGAAGGAGACCCCAUGGCCAACUUCAUCAAGAAGAGUAAGGCCAAGGAGAGCAAGAAUAAGAAAGUGCGACCUCGCUACAAUGGCCCAGCACCUCCUCCCAACAGAUUCAAUAUCUGGCCUGGAUAUCGCUGGGAUGGAGUGGACAGAUCCAAUGGAUUUGAACAGAAGCGCUUCGCCAGGCUUGCCAGCAAGAAGGCAGUGGAAGAGCUCGCCUACAAGUGGAGCGUUGAGGAUAUGUGACUUUGUGGCGCUGUGCUGGUGGAUGUGGGCUGUGGGAGCGGGCACGGGGCAGCCCGACCUCCAGCAGGAACAGUCGCCCAUACCAGUGGUCAAGGCCCACGCAGACCAGCAGCUGGCUAAAAGCCAGUCUUCAUCACGCAAUGUUUUGAGACCAGAUCUUUGGACGGAGGUACCUGACCUUUGCAGGUGUUCCAACACUGGCUGUGGUUGACUCUCACAGGAAACACUGACUUCUGUGUCCCACCCUUGGUUCUUGGUUGGGUCUUUCUUUUUUUUUCUUCUUUUUAAAAAUAAAUAUACAUUUAUUUUCGUAAGAAUAAUUUUCUUAACUGGGUACUCUGUUUUAGAAAAGAAUACAAGCCAAUGUUGAACUCCAGAGGUCUUAGGGUGGUGUUUGAAUUUUUCGUUAAUCUGGAAAGCAAUGUGAAUAAAAACUUUCACAACACUUUUUCUUUGCAGAGAACAGGAAUUAGCACUAAACUAGACCUGGGACUAGACACGCGAGUAUUUAAAGACACAGCAUUUGGUAAAGAUAGUGACACAGAUUGGUGGGGAAGAGAUGAAUCAUGGUGCUCAGAAAUUUACAUAUUAUUUGAACAAAAAUAAAGUUGGAUCCAUAGCUCAUCCCCUAUAAAAUGAAAGCCCAGAGCAAUUGACCUGAAUGAAGGGUAGCAUGGUAAAGCUAGUAAGAACAAAUGGGGUCUUCAGGCCUUUGGAGUGGAGAUUGAUUUCUUAAAUAUAAUCCCAAAGCACAACCCCUAAGGUCUGAUAGCUUUGACGACUAUAACAAGAUUUCUAGUCUGCAAAGCCUCUCAAAAAUAGAUGUUAAUUAGGAGAAAGUCUUUGCGGUGUCUAAUGCCAAGAGUUUGCAAAAAUAAGGGUUUGAUUAGAGAAAGAACUCCUGCAAAUCAGGAAGAAAAUGACAACACAAAAUAAGAAUAUGCAGAGUAUGAAAAGCAAAGUCAAACAAGAAAACUGGAGUCGCUAAUAAGUGUACCCCCUCACCAGUAACUAGAAGAAUGCAAAUUAGAACACUGAGUGUCUACUCUACAUCUGUUAGUUUGGCAAAAAUGAGCAAGUAACUGAAAUCUGAGGGGAAUGGAAACGUGGGGAAUUUUGCCUGGUGCAUCCGUUCUGCAGAACAAAUGUACAACACUUCCUGCAACCAAGUAAGGCCUGCCAUGCAGUGGUGCAGUUGGCUGAGGGUGGCUCUGGAGCUGAGGUCCCUGAAUCUGAAUCCCAGCUGUGUCCUUCGCUAGCUCUGUGAGAUUUGGUACGCUCUUAACUUCCGUGUACCUUAUUUUCUCCAUCAGUGAAGUCAAGAUAAUAGUACCUACCUCAUAGAUUUAUUGUAAGCUUCGAAUAGUGUCUAGCAUAAAGUAAGUAUAAAGAUGAUCAGCUGUUAUUGCUGUCGUCAUCAUCAGCUUCCAGAGUGGUCCCCGGCGAUCCCGGCCUUCUGGUAUACAAGCUCUUGUGUAGCUUCCUCCCAUAGUGAGGGAGGAACACUGAUGUGGGCAACCAAUAAGGAUGUACGGGAAAUGAGUGACGUCUGAGCCUAGGUCAUAAAAGACACUGAAGCAUAUAGCUUGUACUCUCUUGGGUCACUGGCUUGGGAAGAGGCCCCCCUCUGUAUCAGGAAGAUACUCAGGCAGUGCUCUGAAGAGACCCCUGGGGAGGAGAACUGAGGCCUCGCACCAACAGGCAGCACCAGUUGCCACGUUGGGAAUGGGUCCUCCAGCUCUGUUCAAGCCUUCAGGCGCUUGCCACCAUGAUUGACGACUUGACGCCAAUCUCAUGAGAAAUCCUGAGCCAGAACCAUCCAGCUCCAAAUUCUUUUUCUUCAAAUUUUUAUUUAUUUGAGGAUCUGAAGGGUAGUUUGGCACAGCUGGUUGGAAUGUAGCUUGGCACACCAAUAUCUCAUAUCAGAGCGCCUGGGAUUGAAUUCUGUCUCUGCUUCCUGGUUUUUUUUUUGUUUUUUUUUUUUUUUUAAAGAUUUUAUUUAUUUGAGGUAGAGUUACAGACAAUGAGAGGGAGAGACAGAGAGAGAGGUCUUCCUUCUGUUGGUUCACUCCCCAAAUGACCGCAACGGCCGGAGCUGCGCUGAUCUGAAGACAGGAACCAGGAGCUUCUUCCCUGUCUCCCAUGCGGGUGCAGGGGCCCAAGCACUUGGGCCAUCUUCUACUGCUUUCCCAGGCCAUAGCAGAGAGCUGGAUCAGAAGAGGAGCAGCCGGGACAAGAACCGGUGCCCAUAUGGGAUGGAGGAUUAACCUGCGCCAUGGCGCCGGCCCCUCUGCUUCCUGCUAAUAUGCUUGGAAGGCAGCAGAUGAUGGUCCAAGUACCUGGGUUCCUGCCACCCACGUGGGAGGCCCAGAUGGAGUUUCUGGCUCCUGGCUUCAGCCUGGCCCAGCCUUGACUGUUGCAGACGUUCGAGGAGUGAACAAGCAGAUGGAAGAUCUGUCUGUUAAUCUGCCUUUAAAAUAAAUACCAAUCAAUCAAAA
Oryctolagus cuniculus (rabbit) is the source of this 5027-nucleotide messenger RNA. It is a transcript of the gene BUD13, whose product is annotated as BUD13 spliceosome associated protein. Gene Ontology annotation, molecular function: RNA binding. NCBI's taxonomy places the organism in Eukaryota, Metazoa, Chordata, Mammalia, Lagomorpha, Leporidae. The record is from RefSeq and is a predicted model, not a curated record. Gene Ontology annotation, biological process: mRNA splicing, via spliceosome. Gene Ontology annotation, cellular component: U2-type spliceosomal complex; RES complex.